Messenger RNA from Chanos chanos (milkfish), 1409 nucleotides. It is a transcript of the gene ctsh, whose product is annotated as cathepsin H. Bases 63 to 1049 code for a protein of 328 amino acids. The record is from RefSeq and is a predicted model, not a curated record. The transcript has 12 exons. Gene Ontology annotation, molecular function: cysteine-type peptidase activity. Lineage: Eukaryota; Metazoa; Chordata; Actinopteri; Gonorynchiformes; Chanidae. Gene Ontology annotation, biological process: proteolysis.
UCAUGUGAGUUGUACUCAUACACCGGCGAGACUGACUCUGCAUAUUGAGUUUAAUAUUCAACAUGGAACCAGUUGUAUUAGUUUUAAUACUUGCAGUUGUGCGUAAUGCCUAUUCAUUGCCUCUGUUCUCAGAGGAAGAGGAAUAUCAGUUCAAAUCUUGGAUGUCUCAGUAUAACAGAGAGUAUGACAUGAAUGAGUAUUACCGGCGACUGCAAACGUUUACAGAGAAUAAGAGGAAAAUUGACCUCCACAAUGCAGGAGAUCACAAAUUUACAAUGGGACUGAACCAGUUCUCAGAUAUGACUUUUGCUGAAUUCAAAAAACACUUCCUCUUGACAGAGCCUCAGAACUGCUCUGCCACAAAAGGAAGUCAUGUGAGUAACAAUGGACCUUACCCAGAUUCAGUUGACUGGAGGAAGAAGGGAAACUUUGUGACCCCUGUAAAGAACCAGGGGCCAUGUGGAAGCUGCUGGACCUUCUCUACAACAGGCUGCCUGGAGUCUGUCACAGCCAUUGCCACAGGAAAACUUCUUGAGUUGGCAGAGCAGCAGUUGGUGGAUUGUGCAGGAGACUUCAAUAAUCAUGGCUGUUCAGGAGGACUCCCUAGUCAGGCGUUUGAAUACAUCCUGUAUAACAAGGGACUGAUGACAGAGGAUGAUUACCCUUAUACUGCUCAGGAUGGCCCCUGUAAGUUUAACCCUAAACUGGCUGCUGCUUUUGUGAAAGAUGUUGUUAACAUAACACUGUAUGAUGAGAUGGGCAUGGUGGAUGCGGUAGCCAGACUCAACCCUGUUAGCUUUGCUUAUGAGGUCACCUCUGACUUCAUGCACUACAAAGGAGGAGUGUACAGUAGUACUGUGUGUCACAACACCACAGACAAGGUGAAUCAUGCAGUGUUGGCUGUGGGGUACAGUGAAGAAAACGGCACACCCUACUGGAUUGUGAAGAAUUCAUGGGGAACCAGUUGGGGAGUGGAUGGAUACUUCUACAUUGAACGUGGAAAGAACAUGUGUGGGCUGGCAGCUUGCUCUUCAUAUCCUUUGGUGUGAACUGGUGAAAACUCAAAGACAACCUAACUGAAGAAGUGAUACUUUUUUUCAAGAACUCUUUUUAAAGUUUACUUUCUCUAAAAUUUUGAAGUAAAUAAAUUUACAGGUAUUAAAUGGGACACUUAACUGAAUAAGGGAAUCACAAGGGUUUUUUUUAAAUCUCAAAACAUGUAAUUGAAACCUGUUCACAAUAACUGACAUGGCUGUCAAACUGUCAGUUUACAUGGAUUUCCUUUUUAAUCACUGAUUCAUGUGAAUUUAACUCAGUGCACGAUGUAUGACUUUCAAAGGAUUCAAUAACAUUUGUCAUAAAUUUAUGUUUGUUGUUGAAAAUAUGUUUGCACAAACUGAUCAUUUUAA